AUGUCGGUGCAAUCCUCUGGCUCUUCGUCCACCUGGUGGUCAAACGCUUCGCCAGUGGGCCAGUCAGCAACCAAGACGUCCAAAGACAAAGAGAACGCUAUCGCGGGUUUAGUCGGUCUAUUGCUCGAAAUUGGCGCAAUCAUUGCGACUUCGUACGUUGCAAGUAUUUUCUUGACUAAACUUUUGAAACCUUUUCAAGGCGAGGAUGAGCAAAAUGCGGCGAGUCUAGGAAGGGCAGAAAACCGAUUGGUCAAACUACUCGAGAAGCAAGGGAAAGAUUCUUCUUCAUUAGAACUGACCAACCACGAACGUCAAAUUGCACAAGACGUCAUUGAUCCUGACGACAUUUCUACUUCUUUUUCCGAUAUUGGCGGUAUUGAUGAUAUCAAACAGGAACUAUGGGAGUUGGCCGUUUUGCCUUUGCAAAGACCUGAUUUAUUCCGGGAAUCUCACCUCUUGACACAGCCUACGGGAAUUCUGCUCUAUGGACAACCUGGGACAGGUAAAACCAUGCUUGCAAAGGCCAUUGCACGGGAAGCCAACGCAACUUUUGUAGCUGUUCGUCUCAGCACGCUCAUGUCCAAGUGGUUUGGUGAAUCGAACAAGAUCGUUUCGGCCAUUUUCAGUUUGUCCCGCAAGCUCGCCCCUGCUGUCAUUUUCAUUGACGAGCUUGAUACUUUCCUCAAUCCACGCGAUGGGAGCAACGAAGGGGGCGCAGGCAAUGCAAUCAAGGCAGAGUUCUUGACUCUCUGGGAUGGCAUUACAACACGUCAAGAUCAAGAACCUGUCAUUGUCUUAGGAGCUACUAACCGACCAAACAGCGUGGACUCUGCCAUUCUUAGACGCUUUCCACGCCAGUUUCGCAUUGCCCUUCCGUCGCAAGAUGGUAGACUACAAAUCCUUCGUUUGACUUUAAGUGGACACCCAAUGGCAACGGCAACAAAGGACUAUUUGCCAACAUUGGCCAAAGAGACAAAAGGGUACUCGGGAAGUGACUUGAAAGAACUUUGUCAUUGUGCUGCAAGAGAAUCAAUUCGAGAGGUCAUGAAAGAAACAGCAAGAAUUGCUGUCAUGACCAAGUCUAGAAAAUCAAACGGAUCGCAAAAUGAACAGCCUCCCACAUCCAAGGCCGCAUUGCGUCCCAUGAUGGUGAAAGACCUAAAAAAUGCCAUGACCAAGGUGAAGAGAACAGGACAGGACGCGGCAGAAUAUGAAAGACAGCAAUUUCAAAAGGACCAUCGUGAUGAAAACAAUGCACAGAAGGAUGCGAUGAUGCAGCAAUUAGCAGCCUUAUCACAGCUGUUGUCACAUCAAAACAGUAUUGAAAAUGGAAAGAAUGACGAUGAUAGCGACAAUAUUCCUCAGCUUUAA
Cylindrotheca closterium is the source of this 1371-nucleotide messenger RNA. The record is from the annotation of a GenBank genome assembly. NCBI's taxonomy places the organism in Eukaryota, Bacillariophyta, Bacillariophyceae, Bacillariales, Bacillariaceae.